Messenger RNA from Notolabrus celidotus (New Zealand spotty), 2015 nucleotides. RefSeq names its product SLAM family member 5-like. The coding region runs from base 144 to 1004 and encodes 286 amino acids. The transcript has a single exon. NCBI's taxonomy places the organism in Eukaryota, Metazoa, Chordata, Actinopteri, Labriformes, Labridae. The record is from RefSeq and is a predicted model, not a curated record.
GGUUGUUUCCCCUCCCACUGCUUUGACUCACUGUCAGCGACAACGAAGGGUGUGUUCGCAUGAGCGCGGUUCGUCGAGCUAACAGUCGUCUUUUUGCUGUUAUGAAGGUCUUUAUCCUUACAGAUCUGAUCUGAAUUGCCGACAUGGAGAAACAGACUGUUUUUGGCUUCCUGGCAGUGCUGCUGUUGACGGUGUCGGGCUUUUCUUCGGCUGAAGAGAUAACAGCAUACUUUAAGGUUGACGGUGAGCUCACGCUGAGCCCUACCUUCAAUGACCGCAUCACCAACAUCUUGUGGAAACUUAAAGGAGAUCUAGUGGCUGAAUGGAUCGAGAAAACGGUCCCGUUAGAUUAUUACGGCAGGUUCAAGGACCGCACAACCCUGGACAUACAAUCUGGGAGUUUGGUGAUGAAGAAUUUGAGAAUGGCCGACGAGGGGGAGUUCACUGUCGAAAUCAACAACAAGGUCCAUCCUCAGCGCUUCAUUGGUAAAGCCAUCAAGGAAGUGCCCAAGCCAAUUGUGUGGCCAUCGCCACUGUCUUGUCACGCUGAUUUGGACAGUUGUGCGCUUUCCUGUGAUAUAGAGGGAGACGGAGACACCAAAGAGGCUGAACCUAUCACCUACGAAUGGCUGGAGGAAGGCGGGACGUGGCUGGAGAAGGGGAAGAACAUAACAAUCACCAAGACUGGGAGCACCGGUGUGAAAACAUACACCUGUAAGAUGAAGAACCCAGUCAGUGAGAGGAAAAGUGAACCCAAAGACAACCCCUUCUACAUACCAAUAACUCCACCAUCCAUUGAGUUGAUUAUCGGUAUUUCGAUUCCUGUCAUAAUUGCGGUUGCCUUGGGGGUACUUGCGUGGUUUAAACGGGAGAAGAUCAUGUCAUUUAUGUCGAAAACACCAGAUGAAAACGUUUCUAAAACUGACAAUGGAAACAAAGCGUCUCCAUAUGAUGGAGGUGAGAGCUCUGAGCAUGUAGCACUCAGUUAUACCACAGGGGAGUAGACGGACAGAGGCCCCAGAAAGUGCCUGAACAUGAGGAACACUUAUCUCCUGGAAACAGCUUCACAUCUGUUUUCUGCUGCGUUGUCCUCAGACUUGUAUGGCUCCAAACACAUGUUGGGAAAACAUGUCUUAAGUUGGAGACAUUUUCACCUUUGACUGUUACUUGCAGCAAAAAAAAGAGAAAAAUGAUUGUAUUGUUUUAAAAACAACCUUGUAUGCACAGCCUUAGCUACAAGAGCUAGUUGAUAUGGGUUUGAGAGUAGACCUGAACUAUAAAUGGAAGGAUGCAUGCCUGUUAAACAGCAGAAUGCAAAUAAACCACUUUAACCACCCUGUUCAGUCAGUUCAGCUUCAUGUCAGACUUUGAAUUUACAGUAUUAUUGUAACAAUUUGGUUUGCUUUCAUGAAAAUAAAAAAUUAAAAGUGAAAUAGAAAAUGAUUGCCUAGCUCUUAAACCAUUUUGCUUAAGUUAACUGUUGAUCCUUGUUUAUCUGGGUAGACCGCAAGAUUGCAUACUUGGAGACUACAUGUUAAAGAGAAAAAACUGGACUUGAUAUCUCGGCUGCAAGUUAAGAACUGAUCUCACAUCAUUUAGACAAUCUAUGUUAGCAAUGAACAAAGAUAAGGUCUGGAUAAUUUUGCAUUUCAAUCUCUGUAUCCACACUUUGUCUAAUUUAAUGUCUGAGAUGAAUUUUUGCUUUCACUAAUAUUGCUUUAUUUUUACCCUUUGUUCAGCCUGCUCUUAAAUCCUAUAAAUUGAUGGCAUCAUUUUUAAGUUAUUGUUUUAGCACAUUUUUUAAAGCUUGCAGUGUGUGUACCUGUCUAUGUCUGUGUUAUUCUACAGUGUGCUUAAUGAAAUAAAUCUGCAUUAAUCGCCACUUAAACUGUAGAGUUGUACAAUUUUUUUAAAUGCUUAGUUUAGUUUAACAAUUUAGUAUGGAUGAUAACAUUUCAAGCAUGAAGAAUGAAAAGGGCUAAAUGUAAACUUAAAUAAACGACAGGUGUUUCAAA